Molecule: messenger RNA, 3098 nt
Organism: Branchiostoma floridae (Florida lancelet)
Lineage: Eukaryota; Metazoa; Chordata; Leptocardii; Amphioxiformes; Branchiostomatidae
Product: alpha-2,8-sialyltransferase 8B-like
Exons: 4
Coding region: 354-1415 (353 amino acids)
Biological process (GO): oligosaccharide metabolic process; N-glycan processing
Molecular function (GO): alpha-N-acetylneuraminate alpha-2,8-sialyltransferase activity
Source: RefSeq, a predicted model, not a curated record
CAGCUGUUUUUGUUUCACGUGUUUCUAUGCGUUUUUGUCGGGCCUACUAUUUUGUACUGUUUUCUUCAUGUCAGCCGGCCGGAUUGGAUUGCGAACUAGCGGGAAAGGGUUUGGGCAUUUUGGAAUGUGAAAUAGGUUUGUGAGGUUUGGAUUGGGAACUUGGGAGUUUUUUUUAGCAAUUUGGAAUCGGGAAUAAUGUUGGGUGUGGCUAAUUUCUGGAUUAGAACUAGGUCAUAGGGUAGGGACAAAACCUGCUUUUUCACCUCUUCCGCCCGUCUCGACAAUUAUCUUUUUAAACGUCCCUGACAGAACUGACUGUUGAGAAGGACUUGCGAUGACAUGUUCCAUAAUAAAUGGACAGCUGGAUGUUAUACGACUUAGGAAUACAAACCCUACCAGAGGACACCUACUACGCUUUAACACACUCUCCUGCCGGACCGAAAUUUACAGAAACAGCUACCUCCCAACAACAAUACGCGACUAGACCGGGGGUACCGACAAAGCCGAUGCUGCUUGCCAGAGACAAAACCACGCCUGCUGAAUCCGGAAAGACGUUAUUUCCAGCAGGCUCUGAUGCAUCGUCCAGUGCUGAAGAGUUAGAGUUGAGAAGGAUCAGAAAUGCUACAUCGAAACUACAUCCGGACAAGAAGUUUAGGCGGGGUCCACAUUGGCCAAAGUCCUGUCUUCGGAAAACAAAAUCAAAGAAACCGUGCCCGCCAUCUGACUAUAAGAUAGGACACUACAGGACAUGCGCUGUUGUUGGGAAUGGCGGCAUCCUCUUGGGCAGCCACUGCGGUGCGGACAUCGAUGCCAAAGGUUACGUCAUACGAAUUGAUGUGCCAGCUGUCACAGGGUUCGAAAAGGACGUUGGUCAAAGAACGGACAUGACAGUUUUGAACAUGGACACUCCCAAACGCCUCGAAAUAUCUUCUGGUUUGAAAAAUAGAAGCAUGGACAGGUACGAGAGUCGCUUGAGGAAGAUUAACGGUACCGUUCUACUGGCACAUAGAAAAUCCCAUCCUUAUCUCAAGAAGGCUUCCCAGCGAUACCACGUUUCCUUCGUCUUGUUGACCAGCGCAUCAACCUUUAAAAGUGCAACAAGAAUCAACCCGAUUGCUUCUAAGAUAGCCAGGAAGAGAUACAGGAAGAAUCAUCCUUCCACUGGCAUGGCGACCGUCCUCAUAGCAACCACGUUCUGUGACCGGCUGUUUCUGUACGGCUUCUUCCCGUUUGAUCAGGAUGAGAAACAGAGACCCCAUCCUUACCACUACUACCCAGAUGAUGGAGUAAGACAAAAACCGAUCGCUAAAGAUAAGAAACAUCACAUGGACGCGGAGUACAAGUUUUACAAAGGCCUGAACCAAAGCUCUAGAGGCGUUUUGAAGUUACAUAUUGGAGAAUGUGGCAACUUGUAAAAUGUCAUCUCUGCACCUUUCUUUAAAAAAAAAAUCUCUGUCAUCAUUUGUUUAUUCUACCUGUCCUCCACCCCCUUUUAUUGUCUGACUUUCCUGUAUACGUUACUGUGCACAAGAAAGUAUGCUGGAUACAAGUAGAUAUAAAGCAUAUCUCGAAACACACAAAACACUUUGUAAAUAUGAACUUCAGAUGUGUUAUAUUCGAUGUGUUAAAAGUCCAUGCAUGAUGCGUUUAGUAAACGAGGUUGUCGACACUUUUCCUUGUUGAUACAUAAAUCUAGUUAGAUAGAUUGGGUGACUGCUGUGUGACCUUAGUCUGUGUGACCUCAACAUUGAAUCUGGGGCACAUUGGGUGAUUGUAUAGCGUAGAUUUAUACUAACCAAACCACAACCGAGGUAUAUACAUCAUUUGGAUACUGUAUCGUCAUUUUGUAAUGCAACACCUUGUUUGUGGAUUUGGGAAGGCUUCGAGCAUUAAUAAAGGCAGACACGGCCAUGGGGACGUUCUUAUUGAUAAUUUCCCAUGAAAGUACGCUGGAAACCAGACUUUAGCCAGGGCCGUCAAAGAAUGACCCUAGAAAACGCAGACUCCUAGAGCUGCGCGCAAGGUUUACCGAUCCCCGCCACACGCGGCCCCAGAACACCUGCCCGCCCAACAUCCGCCCGCCCGACGAUCCAGCUGGCCUCAACUAGCGCUUGCCUCCACGGCAUACUAGUACGCAUCUACGACUACAUGCAUGGAACAUCCACCAUUUGCAACAAACAUCAGCUCAUUAGACUGUUGUUUGCAGUACUAGCUAUGGACGACAGGGGGCGCUCAAGCAACGAGCAGUCCAUAAUCUCAAAGUAGAUGUAGGGUCAGGCUCCGUUUUUCUCAACAUGUUUUCGAGUCAUGUACGAAAUGCCAUAAAACAACUUGCCCCCCAUGUCUGCUUCGAAUACAUUUUCAUAUGAAAACUGGUGUUCUCUCCUUUGGAAAUAUCUACGCAGAAGUUAGGGACAAUUUCUUUUUUCCACCUCAAGCAAGUGAAGCACAUGUUAGUAGUACGAGAAACAGGUGCCCAUCAUGAUUAGCAGUUCAAUCAAUGAUAGUAUGGCAAUUAGUAAUUAGAGAACGUCCGUCAAAUAUUGGUUUUAUUUUGCAUAUCUAAAUUGCUAUAUAUCUUUUCUUUGUAUAGGAGUACUUAAAAUGUUUAUCAUUUGAUCUUGUAAUUUCAAAAUAUGGGCAUAAUGCAAUUAGAUUCCACUGUAACUUGUUUGGGGGGAAAACUAAAUGGGCUGAUUCUAUAGAUAACUUUUGUUUGCCUAAUUGACUUUGGUUUCAUUCUGUCAUGUCAACAUGAAAAUACUGCAAUCAUUUGAAUAUUCACAGUGUAAUAAAGUGUAGUGUUUAAAACAGUUGCAACUGUCUAUUUUGAAAGUUUCCCUCUUGCUUGGUAACAGGCAAGUAUAGUCGCUGACACAAAUGUCUUCCAUAGAAGUCUGUUUGACUUUACCUUUGAACCCACAACCGGGUAAGAACGCUGUAAAAGUUUGGUCUUGAAAAAGGCUAAUCAACUCCAGGAAGAAACCUGUCAACUCUGGCCCUUUUCAAUGGUGGAUUGCUGGCAAGGAACAUGAACAAGAGUUACAGAACCACCAAACCUAGGUCACAUUUUAAUCUCUAAGCAGAUUUACCAGUGG